AUGUCUCUGCUCCCGCCCAGCCAAAAUCAAGCUGGUCCUUCAACCUCCUCCGAGACUCUCCACGCUCACUCCAAGAGCGAUACAGCCCUAACUUCAAGACAGAGGGAGAAAGCCCCGUUGCGGAAGAACGUAGAUGUGGAUGAGAUCAAAUUCGAUGACAAUGGACUUGAUCAGGAAAUCGAUCUACUCAUCUCUCAAUACCUCGAAUCAAGGAAUAUACCGACCAUAACGCAAUUUUGGAAUGAGAAUGUAUUAGGUAUGAAUGAUUCGAGGGAGAAGAAAGAGUGGAUAGAAGAUGUUGAAAGAUGUAUACUAGAUGGCGACUACAGCUCGAUAGAAGGACUAAUCUCCAAACCUGGUUUACUCAAAUAUCAAACUCAGAAAUCUUUCUUGUAUCUAUGUUGGAGACAACAGUUCUUAGAGCAUGUAGAGAAUAGAGAAUCUCAAAAGGCUUUCAACCUCUUGUCCAAACGACUAAAACCAUUAGAACAUUAUCAACCUGUCCCCUACGAUUUUUACUCCUUGUCGUACUUGACAUCAGCUUCGACCGUACAUGAUGCUCCUACGUUUCGAGAUUGGGCGGGAGUAGGACCUGAGAGGGAGAAGUUGGUAGCUGUAUGGAGGGAGUUGAUGGGUAGUGAGAGAUGUGAUGAUAGCGAGAAACGAUAUGUCGCUCCUGAUAGGCUGCGGACUCUACUUAAACAGGCUGCUGCCUGGCAAAUUAGUCAGGUUGGAUAUGCAGGUGAUGCAGGAGCAGUGAAAAUACCUACCCUGUUGACAGACUAUCGACCAUUACAACUCCCUGAUCGGUUAUACCACCUCAUCAAAGGCCAUACGGCGAAUGUGAAAUGUGUAGACCUGAUUGGAUCUCAUGGGGAACUAGGAGUCAGCGGAGCGAGCGAUUCUACCCUUCGGAUAUUCUCUACUGAAGAUUACACCACCAAGCAUGUAUUGCAAGGUCAUACAUCUAGAAUAUGGAGUUGUUCUACUUCCGACUCUGGAUCACUGAUCGCUAGUGGUUCGGGAGAUGGGUCGAUCCGAUUUUGGGAUGUGGCGAGUGGAGAAUGUAUGAAUGUCCUGUAUGGUGAUGGAGGGGAUGUGUAUAGUGUCAAGUGGAGACCUGGAAGAGAGGACCAAGUGGUUUCAGCGAGCUACGAUAGGAUCUUACGUUCAUGGGAUAUCGAAACGUCCAAACAACUUCGGACGUUCUCGGGUCAUAGUCAAUCUACUUUGGCAGUCACUUUUGAUUAUACGGGUAAUAUGAUCGCUUCGGGAUCGAAAGAUAAACAUAUAAGAUUGUGGGACGCAGUAGGCGGAACGUGCAUCAAGAAUAUUACUGGAUGUCUCGGUGAGAUAACUUCGGUAGAAUUCGAUCAACAAGGCAGAUACCUCUUGGCGGGAUGUAAAGAUAAUUCCAAUAGAUUAUGGGACUUGCGUAUGCAACGCAACAUAUACAGAUAUACAGGCCACCAAAAUACUUCUAAAAACCUAAUUAGAUGUUCGUUCGCCCACGACGCAUCGUUGAUCAUUGGAGGAUCGGAAGAUGGUUGUAUCUAUCUAUGGGAGAGGGAAGGUCCUUCUUCGACCUCAUCGUCGUCAAUGAUAGCUCCAGAUCAAAAAAGUUUAUUACCCCAACAACCGAAUGGUACACCGUCGUUUUAUCCCCCCAGGGAGAAGACAAUGACAACUACAGAUAAGACGAGUAUCCAGACUGUCAGACCGCUGAAGGUAUUGGAAGGACAUGGAGAGGGAAGUGUGUUUGAUGUGGUUUGGAAGGAUGGGAAGGUGCUGAGUGCUGGUGAAGAUGGGUUGGUAGGUGUUUGGGGUACGUAA
Messenger RNA from Kwoniella botswanensis, 1833 nucleotides. RefSeq lists its product as uncharacterized. The transcript has 10 exons. Gene Ontology annotation, molecular function: protein binding. NCBI's taxonomy places the organism in Eukaryota, Fungi, Basidiomycota, Tremellomycetes, Tremellales, Cryptococcaceae. Gene Ontology annotation, biological process: mRNA splicing, via spliceosome. The coding region runs from base 1 to 1833 and encodes 610 amino acids. The record is from RefSeq and is a predicted model, not a curated record.